Messenger RNA from Hibiscus syriacus, 800 nucleotides. Its product is annotated as eukaryotic translation initiation factor 1A-like. The record is from RefSeq and is a predicted model, not a curated record. Gene Ontology annotation, cellular component: cytoplasm. Lineage: Eukaryota; Viridiplantae; Streptophyta; Magnoliopsida; Malvales; Malvaceae. The transcript is spliced from 2 exons. Gene Ontology annotation, molecular function: translation initiation factor activity; RNA binding. Gene Ontology annotation, biological process: translational initiation. The coding region runs from base 130 to 558 and encodes 142 amino acids.
UUGACAUUUUGGAAUUUGGAGUGGAAGAAUCAAAUUCGUUUCUAGCAAUUUGCUCUUUUAUAUUCUUCUUCAUCUCUUUAGCGUUUUAAACGCAGCAGCCCAGAAAGGUACAAACAGCAAGAAGAAACCAUGCCGAAGAACAAGGGGAAGGGAGGAAAGAACAGGAAGAGAGGAAAGAAUGAAGCCGACGAUGAAAAGCGUGAACUUGUAUUCAAGGAAGAUGGGCAAGAGUAUGCCCAAGUGCUUCGUAUGCUGGGAAAUGGCCGUUGUGAAGCCAUGUGCAUCGAUGGUACUAAGCGCCUUUGCCAUAUCCGUGGGAAGAUGCAUAAGAAGGUCUGGAUCGCUGCUGGUGAUAUAAUUCUCGUUGGACUUCGUGACUAUCAGGAUGACAAGGCUGAUGUGAUCCUUAAGUACAUGCCUGAUGAAGCAAGGCUCUUGAAAGCAUACGGCGAGCUUCCCGAGAACACGCGUCUCAAUGAAGGCAUUGUCGACGAGGAAGAUGAAGGGGGUGCAGAUGAUUAUGUCGAGUUUGAAGAUGAAGACAUCGAUAAGAUCUAGGGUUUUGGAAUUGCCUUUGUUCGAAUGAUUUGCAUAAAUGAUACAAGAGAGAUAUGGUUGAUGCUCUGUUAAGAAGCCUGCAAAAUCUGGGGUUUCUCCCAUUAGGUAUUUAUAAGUGCUGAUUAUGUCAUUAUUAGAUGGAUGUUGUUACUUUUACGGAAAUCGCGUUCCAUAUCUCAAAUUUACUAUGAACAGCAAUAAUGAAAGCUAGCUUACCAUGGGCAUUUUGCCACUAUGUUUAA